CAGCAUCAGGGACUUUUCCAAUGAGUCAGCAGUUCACAUCUGAUGACCAAAAGACUGGAGCUUCAGCUUCAGCGUCAGUCCUUCCAACUAUUGUCGGAAGGUGCAGAUGUCAAUGCAAGGCACAAACUUGGCUGGACAGCACUGAUGGUGGCAGCCAUCAACCGAAACAACAGUGUGGUGCAGGUCCUGCUUGCGGCUGGUGCUGACCCAAACCUCGGGGACGACUUUAGCAGUGUAUACAAUACCGCCAAGGAGCAGGGAAUCCAUUCUUUAGAAGUCCUGGUCACCCGAGAGGAUGACUUCAACAACCGGCUGAACAACCGCGCCAGCUUCAAGGGUUGCACAGCCCUGCACUAUGCUGUCCUCGCUGAUGACUACCGGACCGUCAAGGAGCUGCUUGAUGGAGGAGCCAACCCCUUGCAGAGGAAUGAAAUGGGACACACACCCUUGGAUUAUGCUCGAGAAGGGGAGGUGAUGAAGCUUUUAAGGACUUCUGAGACUAAGUACCAAGAGAAGCAGCGGAAGCGGGAGGCCGAGGAGCGGCGCCGCUUUCCCCUGGAGCAGCGGCUGAAGGAGCACAUCAUUGGCCAAGAGAGCGCCAUCGCCACCGUGGGUGCAGCGAUCCGGAGGAAGGAGAAUGGCUGGUACGACGAAGAACACCCCCUGGUCUUCCUCUUCUUGGGAUCAUCUGGAAUAGGAAAAACAGAACUGGCCAAGCAGACAGCCAAAUAUAUGCAUAAAGAUGCCAAAAAGGGUUUCAUCAGGCUAGACAUGUCUGAGUUCCAGGAGCGGCAUGAGGUGGCCAAGUUCAUCGGGUCCCCACCAGGCUACAUUGGCCACGAGGAGGGUGGCCAGCUGACCAAGAAGCUGAAGCAGUGCCCCAAUGCCGUGGUGCUCUUUGAUGAGGUAGACAAAGCCCACCCAGAUGUACUCACCAUCAUGCUGCAGCUGUUCGAUGAGGGCCGGCUGACAGAUGGAAAAGGCAAGACCAUCGACUGCAAGGACGCCAUCUUCAUUAUGACCUCGAACGUAGCCAGUGACGAGAUAGCACAGCAUGCCCUGCAGCUGAGGCAGGAAGCUUUGGAGAUGAGCCGUAACCGGAUCGCCGAGAACCUUGGGGACGUCCAGAUCAGUGACAAGAUCACCAUCUCAAAGAACUUCAAGGAAAACGUGAUUCGCCCCAUCCUAAAAGCUCACUUCCGGAGAGAUGAGUUUUUGGGACGAAUCAAUGAGAUCGUCUACUUCCUCCCCUUCUGCCACUCGGAGCUCAUCCAGCUCGUCAACAAGGAGUUGAAUUUCUGGGCCAAGAGAGCAAAGCAAAGGCACAACAUCACACUGCUCUGGGACCGCGAGGUGGCGGACGUGUUGGUCGAAGGCUACAACGUGCACUAUGGUGCCCGCUCCAUCAAGCAUGAGGUGGAGCGCCGUGUGGUGAACCAGCUGGCGGCCGCCUAUGAGCAGGACCUGCUGCCAGGGGGCUGCACCCUGCGCAUCACUGUGGAGGACUCGGAUAAGCAGCUGCUGAAGAGUCCUGAACUGCCCUCACCCCAGGCCGAGAGGCGUCCCCCCAAGCUGCGGCUGGAGAUCAUCGAUAAGGACAGCAAGACCCACAAAUUGGACAUCCAGGCACCACUCCACCCUGAGAAGGUGUGCCACACCCUCUAGCGUCUAACUACCCGCCCAUACGUGCCCUCAACACCUAAUAAAGCCCCCUUGGCUGUGGCAUGGUGACCGACCUACCUUCCCCUCCUGCUUCUCACCCCUCUCUAUCUAGCGUAAGGCCUGUUACCUCCUCACAGCCCCUGGAAGAUGCCUUCUCAGCCCCACCCUCACCCCUUCGUUGUGGGCCCCACAUGUGCUCUCAGGUCUCUGGGAGGGGAGCUGCUCCUCUGUCCGCUUUACGGCAGGGAGAAGAGGGAGGUCCCUCAUCUCUGUCCUUCAGUGUGAUCCUCAUGUCCCAGAGCCUCUGGAACUUUAUCAUGUUUGCUGGAAACUCAGAAGUAUGGCAGCUGAGAACAGAUCUGGCUGGAACAAGACAGGGACCAGGCUGUGACCUGCUACCCUCUGCUGGCUCUCAUGCUACUGAGUCCCCAGAAUGUCUCCACAGGGAGCAGAGAAGUCAGAGGCCCAGACACAGAGCUUCUGCAUUUAAGCCAUUGCUUCCUCUUUCCCAUGCCCUAGAAUUCCAAGGGGAAGGGACUCUCGGAACCCUUCCCCCUUCCACUGCCGUGUCAUGGCUACUAUUCCUCCCUGCCCCACGUUCAGGGGUCAGACCAGACCACGUCUCUCCAGCCUUAGAACUAGGCCAGCAUAGGGCAUCUUUAGGAAGAAGGCUGGGUCCUACCCAACCCUACACAGGGCCUGGACAGAAGCACCAAAUGACCAAGCAAGCUUAACUCUGCGAGGCCUCCUGCAGGAGACCAACAACAUAGACAGUGGAGAACUGUAGGGGUAGGGAUCCUGGGGUCAGGCUGUACGCAGAUGGCCAUGGAGUCUGCGUCUGCCCCAUGUCCACAGUACCAUGUGAACAUGGGAUGGACAGCUGCCUCAUGAAGUCUGCACGUUAGUCACUAAACAGAGGGACUGCACACCAUCCCCCAAGGCUCUCCACACACCAGGCGUGUUCAGCCUCAGCUUAAUUAGCAGGGCACAGAAAGGCUUGGUACAUACAUCCUUGGGAACCAUCUGCAGUAGCCACCAUUGAGGACCAUGCCAUCAGCCUCCCCUGAAGGGUCGCUUUGGAAACCCUCCUUUGGAGUCAGAAAGUCUCUUCUAGGAAGCAGAAAAUGGGGACAGGAAUCACAGUCCCUCGGGUGACGGAGGAAUGUCAUGACACGGCAGGUGGGGCGCAGCCGGAAGCUGGAACUUGGGCUUCAGCAGAUGCUGCAGCAGGCACCAUCCAGCCCCUCAAGGAGCUGUCUGCCACUUUGUACCUCAGCGACUGCCACUCUUUGUUUAUUUAUUAGCAGCAGUUUUUUUUUUUUUUUUUACUUCUUGUUCUGAAAUAAUUUUAGACUUAGAGGAAAUAACCACAAUAGUAGAGUUCCAUGCACCCUUCACCAACUUCACCAACCAUCUGUUAAAAAUUAUUAAAUUAUAAUUAUUAAAACCAGGAAAUUAACAUGAUAUGGUACUACUAGCUAAUCUCUAGGCAUUCAGAUUUUGCCAUUUUCCCCACUGAUGUCCUUUUCCUGGUCCAGAAUCCAGUCGAGGAUCCCGUGUUGCAUCUUGUUGUGUUUCCUUUAUCUCCUUCAACCUGUGACAGUUCUUCCAUCCUUCUUUGCCUUUUAUGACCUUGACACUUUUGAAACCUCCAGGUCAGUUAAAUUUGUAGAAUUUAACUGCUUUAAUUUGGGUUUGUCUGCUGUUUUCACAUGCUUAGAUUGAGGGUCACCAUUUUGGGUAAAACUAGCCCUCAAGUGAUGCUGUGCCCAUCCUUAUAACCUAGAGCAGGUGAUACAUGCUGAGGUUGUGUAUACCAGUUUUUCCACUGUAAGAUUACUAAUUUUCCCUUUGAAAUGAAUAAGAAUCUCAUGGAAAGAUAGAAACUGUACAAAUGUCUUAUUUAUCCAUAAAAUUUUGCCCGUUGAUUUUAGCAUCCGUCAUGUAAAUGUAAACACGUUAGUCACUCAGUCAUGUCCAGCUCUUUGUGACUGUAACCCACCAGGCUCCUGUGUCCUUGGGAUUCUCCAAGCAAGAAUACUGGAGUGGGUUGCCAUUUCCUUCUCCAGGGGAUCUUCCCAACCGGCUCUUGCUUUUAACAAACAUUAAUACUAUAUUUGCCUAAUGAUGACAUUGUUUUCUUAUUCCAUCUAUAUGUAUUAAUUGGUAUUCUUCUGUAAGGAACAACUUUCUCUUUUCUCCCAUUUAUUUAUUCAAUAAUUUACCUAUAAGUAAAACUAAUGAAUAUUUGUUUUAGUCUAUGGGUUGUUACCUAUUAAUAAUACUAAUAGAGUUUAUUUCAUUGCUCAUAUGGUCUAGAUUUGGCCAUUGGGAGCUCUUAAGUUGGCUCCUGUGUUGUUUCAGUGUUGCCCCAUCAUUUUUUUAGUAUUACCCUAUUUUCUGGCACCACAAGGUGUUCCAAGGUUACUUACACUUUUCUUGUCCCAGCCCUGACUUCAGCCAUUCCUCUAAGCAACUCCUGAUUCCUCUUAUUUGAGAAUGGUACUUAGAAACUAAGGUGGUAUAUUCAGUGCUUCUGGAGUGUCAUUGCUUCUAGGCCUUUUUAGCACACAAAGCUAGGAAAUAAAUAUAUAUGUAUAUGUUAACAUAUGUAUCACACACAAUUGAAUUUAUUAUUGUAUCUGUCCAUCUGUAUAUUAUUAUAAACCAUGAGUCCAUACUGAUGCCUACAGUUAUAACCCAAUACCACAGGGCCUGUGACUUACUGUUAUUACUAGCACUUUACUGUUCAUUCUCUGCUUCUUCCUCUCCUGCUAUCUCUGUUUCUUCUCUCAUUCUGUUUUCUGUUCAGACUCCCAUAGAGGCUCUAAUUAAGUCAGUCAGUGACCAUCCUAUAUGGAGCACUCCUGUUGGUUAAAGUUCUUAUGCCCCAGCUGUCGGUCUCUUGGUUUAGUCAGCUGUGGCCAGGACCAGCAAACAUGUAACUGAAAACCAGAUAGCUUUUAUACAGGAAAACCCAAUGACCACCUUUCUGAGAAGAGAAUAAGGGACAGAGUAGACCCUCCGAUUCUGAGAAGCUUGAGGAUCACUUCUAGAGACUCAGCUAGACCUUGUAGGUGAUGUUGGACCCCUGCCUUAUACUAUCGUAGCAUCCUCGACAGUAUUCAGCUCAGUUGCAUUACUUGUUCUGUGUUUGCCUUUGUCAUUAGAGUGUAAGAUCCAGAAGGGCAGAUACCCAAUUCUACUCACUGUCCUGUUCAUAGAAGUUGGCACAGAGCAAUCACAUGAUGGCUGCUACAGGUGUUUGGAUGGAUGGGUGGGCCCUGCAGCAAGCACAGAUCUUCACAGUGAGGCCCAGGACACAACAGUAUCCUAUGUUCAUGGAGUGAACAUCUGUCAUGUGCUUGUGGCCAGGCAGCAGAACUUGAGUAGAUAGGGCAAAGUAAGACCCCAGAUACCUUACUGAGUAUCUAGAAAUACAUGAGGCUGGACUUGGAAGUGAAAUAUCUUCAUUGUUCAAAAGGAAAAAUUCAAAGGUGCAUAGUGAUUGUUUUAGGAAUUUAGAAAAAAAAAAAAUUUAAACCAUAGGAGAAAAGAUAAAACCUGAAGUUAAGUAGGAAUGCAAAAAAAAAAAAAAAA
Messenger RNA from Odocoileus virginianus texanus, 5262 nucleotides. NCBI's taxonomy places the organism in Eukaryota, Metazoa, Chordata, Mammalia, Artiodactyla, Cervidae. The record is from RefSeq and is a predicted model, not a curated record.